This is a messenger RNA of Pieris napi, 1650 nucleotides long. RefSeq lists its product as uncharacterized. Gene Ontology annotation, biological process: regulation of DNA-templated transcription. The coding region runs from base 568 to 1650 and encodes 360 amino acids. NCBI's taxonomy places the organism in Eukaryota, Metazoa, Arthropoda, Insecta, Lepidoptera, Pieridae. The transcript has 6 exons. Gene Ontology annotation, molecular function: DNA-binding transcription factor activity; sequence-specific DNA binding. The record is from RefSeq and is a predicted model, not a curated record.
UAUUGUCCCCUAGGGGUGUGGUUAAUGGGGUAAAGCUUUCUUACCUUUGCCCCAUUUCUUGUCUUUACCCCAAAGGGGAUAGAUUGGACGAGAAAAUUUUGUUUUUAUACAAAAUGUUUGUAAGCAUCACAAUUAUUACGUAAUCAAUGUUCGUUCUCCUCACGAGUUAAAGCAAUUAAUUAUUGUAAUGAAAAACAACACAUUAAUAAAACUAUCUGUAUGGAAAUCAAUUAUUUGAGUUGUUGAAUUAUAGAUAUAAGGUAGGUAGUAGUUAGUCGGACUAACAUUGAUUACGAAAAUUAAUCAAAAAAGAGUUUUAUCCUUUACUUUUGUUUGUCACGUUUCACGAGACUUAGCGCGAACUAUGACUCCCGUAUGUCAAAAUCCAAUAUAAUUUUCCACCAAAAAUUAUUUGAGUGUAUCUUCGUAUGUAAUCGUUUUUUAAAUAUUCAUAGAUACCUAUAAACUAAAACAAAUGCUUAAUGUGUCAGGUGUCAAAUUACCUCAGGCGCGAAUUUUUAACUUUUAGUAUUUCUAUUUUCUAUUUGGUCGUAAAAAUAAAUAAAAAUGCAGGAAGUUUCGAGUGCUUUAAGGCAAAUGCGAUUUCCUCAAAAACUUUGGUAUUUAUUGGAUUUACACACCGAUGCUAUUUUAUGGGGAGGGACAGGACGAACUAUUCUGUUGAACUAUCGAGUAUUGCAUACUUAUUUACGAUGCAACCAUUCUAUAUUUAAGACAACAAAUAUUUCUAGUUUUGUCAGACAGCUAAAUUUGUAUGGCUUUAGGAAAGUUACAUCACAUUUACAAGACCCUCUUUGUAACUCUAGUAACCCUUACAUGCACGAAUACAUGCAUGAUUAUUUUCAAUUUGACCGUCCAGAAUUACUCAAUAAAAUAACAAGGAAGGCUCUUACAAUGAAAAAGAACUUUAAAGUAAAGAAUAUAUUUGGGAAUACUGAUCACUUACUAAAUAUGACUCCACUGCAAAAAGCGCGAAGGGCUCUGCAAGUGGCACUUAAAAAAGCAGUUCAAAAUGUAUACAGUCAAGAUUCAACAAAACAAUUUUAUCAAGCUGAAUUUGAUGAUGAACACGAAGAUUUUCAAGAAGAAAGUUUUGAUGUCGACUGGAUUCCUGGUGAAAGUCCUUUUAAGAGUUUUGAAAAUAAUAUCCAACAAGCAGCCAUUGAAAAGUCAGCUACUAGUGAUGAAAUGGAAACUCAUACUGUAAUGGAAACUAUUGGCGUGGUACCACAGGAGAGUCUUAUGCAUUUUUCUGAGGAUUCAAAUAAACAAACAAAUGACAACUAUCCUACUCAUUUCUUAAACAUGCCUGACCUUGAUUCUGAACAAAUUGAAGAAAAUUCUGGUGUAGAAUUACUAGCAGAAUUUAAUAUAAACAGCAACAUGGAUCAGGGUAUUAUUAAGAAAAAGAACUUAAAGGAUUCUUCAUUGAAUUGUGUAUUACCAUCAGUAAGCAAUGAUGACAUAAGUUUUAAUGAGUCUAAUGAUGACAUUAACCAUUACAAUGGGGAAUGGGAUCAAAUGUUUAGUGAUAUGAUGACUAACAAAAGCUCUAGUCAAGAUAGUGUUUCAAAUCUAAAAGAGCUCUACUCUCAGAUUUCGCAAACAAUAGAUUUACUUAAUUCAUAG